AUGUCUCGUGGACAGCGUCAAACGGAAGGUAGUACUAAAGCCAGACGACUGCAAUACAACGGAAAUCAGCCGUUGUCUUCUGGUGAGUUCGACUUCCGAAUCUCUUCUUCUUGCACUUUGAUACGAAAUGAAAGUCGCCCUAACAAUCGGUUGAAUAUAUCUCAUUCAAGGGUUACUGACAACCUCAAAACCUGGUUAUAUCUAAAGCAGACAAUCGCUUCAUCUCGUUCUUUGCGCAUGAUUGACAACUCUCUACGCAAUCGGUCUACUUCAUUUCGUCUGCCCCAAGUUCCGGUCUCGCUGCCAGUGCCAAUGGAAGUGCUGUCAUCUCCGGCUCCUCGGACUGACUCAACUGUCGUCUUCAAGGCUUGUACCUCUUGUUCCUUCUCAUAA
Protopolystoma xenopodis is the source of this 393-nucleotide messenger RNA. Lineage: Eukaryota; Metazoa; Platyhelminthes; Monogenea; Polystomatidea; Polystomatidae. The record is from the annotation of a GenBank genome assembly.